Molecule: messenger RNA, 687 nt
Organism: Mixia osmundae IAM 14324
Lineage: Eukaryota; Fungi; Basidiomycota; Mixiomycetes; Mixiales; Mixiaceae
Exons: 6
Coding region: 1-687 (228 amino acids)
Source: RefSeq, a predicted model, not a curated record
AUGGUCGAGUUGACGGCAGGUCAGCGGAGGCGCUCGCUGCCCGAUCGCCUCAAGAAGCGAGGUGCCAAGCUCCUGCUCGCCUCAUUUCGCGUGCAACUCCGAUACCGGGGCCAAGAGGUACCUUUGCGCUUUCGACCUGCUUUUGCAUUGCUGACGGCGUUCACGCUCAUCAUAUUAUCCAUUCUCGGCUUUCAUCCGACAGCGGGCAGCAAGCUACCCGUCAACGACAAAGCGCUCCACUUUGUCUGCUUCUCUGUAGCGACGUCCUGUCUCUAUUGGACGCUCGAGGUCGAAGAAUCUGCAAGGCGCGUGUUUCUAUGGCGUCGCGCCAACGCGAUCUGGUGUGGCACACUGGCCUUCUUCGUGGGGGGCAUAUGUUCAGAGUUUGUGCAAGCCCUUUUGCCUUACAAAACGUUUCAGCUGGGCGAUAUCAUAGCAAAUUUGCUCGGCUGCUCAGUUGGCUAUUUCGUCUCAAGCCGGCUUGAGAAAACCUAUCGCGCAAACCGAGAACUGCUCGAGCUAUACCAGCCACUAGAAGAGCUUGAUCUCGAUCUCGAGGACGGUCUGGGCGGCAUGAAUGCCUUUGAUGGUCAGAACGGCAAGCCUGACGAUCCUUGGGAUGCCAAGGACGAGCUUUUCGCGCUAGGCGACGACGACGUAGACAAUACUGAGGCUCCACGCGGCUGA